ACCCAUCACUAUGGACUUUUUCGUAGAUGGUAGCUUUCAGCAGUUAUUUUCGGAUUUAGAGGAACAAGAUAUACAAGUUACGGAUUGGCAGCUUUUGCCCCAUUACGGCAUCAGCACCAAUAACAAUAGCAUCAAUCAAAAUGAUAUUAACAAAGAGCCGCCAGAUGAUUAUAUAACAAAUUUAACAAAUUAUGAGAAUAAUAUCGAGCAACGCCUUAAUAUGCAACUUGAAGAUGAUUUUGUAUCCGGUUGCCUGCCUCACUCGACGCAUAUCGCAGAAGAAAAAUUGUUACAAGAAAGUUUAGAUUAUCUAUUAAGCUCUUCGUAUUCAAAUGUUGAAAAUAUGACAAGCAGUGAUAAAAAUUUACCUUCGAUGAUGAUGAUUAAUGAGGAACUAUCCGAAUGGGAGGAAAAAUUCUUAGAUAACUUUGUUGAAAUUCCCGAACUUGUCGAUUUUUUACCCGAUAAGACACCGCUUUGCAAUGAUAAUUGCGAAGAUUUCCUUCAAGAGAGUUCAGAGAAUUUAAGAUUACAUCCUGCCCAAUAUAUGGGCUCGGUGGAGCUUUCCCAUGAUGCCGAAAAGUCUUAUUGCUGUCAGUUUAGAGAUUGCAGUAAAGCUUAUACGAAACCAGCUCAUUUAAAAGCUCAUCUAAGACGUCAUAUGGGCGAAAAGCCAUAUGUCUGCUCUUGGCCUAAUUGCACAUGGAAGUUUUCCCGUUCCGAUGAAUUGGCUCGCCAUCGUCGUUCGCAUUCCGGCAUUAAACCGUAUAAAUGCGAUUUUUGUAAUAAAUGUUUCGCACGUUCUGACCAUUUAACUAAGCAUCGCAAGGUCCAUGAAAGGCGCUUACUCGCGGCCAAUAAGGCUGGAAAGACUGUAAAUGGCAUUCUACCGCAAUCAGUUCUCUGCGUUAGACCGGGUAGAAAAAGAAAAAAUCAAUUGUAG
Molecule: messenger RNA, 943 nt
Organism: Glossina fuscipes
Lineage: Eukaryota; Metazoa; Arthropoda; Insecta; Diptera; Glossinidae
Gene: Klf15
Product: Krueppel-like factor 6
Exons: 1
Coding region: 11-943 (310 amino acids)
Biological process (GO): regulation of transcription by RNA polymerase II
Molecular function (GO): DNA-binding transcription factor activity, RNA polymerase II-specific; RNA polymerase II cis-regulatory region sequence-specific DNA binding
Source: RefSeq, a predicted model, not a curated record